Messenger RNA from Rotaria sp. Silwood2, 1023 nucleotides. The record is from the annotation of a GenBank genome assembly. NCBI's taxonomy places the organism in Eukaryota, Metazoa, Rotifera, Eurotatoria, Philodinida, Philodinidae.
AUGGCUUCUAUCUCCCCAAAUGAUAGCUUUACCAUUGAAGUUAAUGACACUGAAUCGUCAUCAGUUACAAUAUUAUUUACCUCUGUACCACCAAUAGCUUGUUUUUGGAUUAUGCUCAUAUUUUUAAUACCGUCUUUAGUUUGUUCUAUUUUUCUUCUCUACAAUUUUUUCUUUGAUCGAAAACUACGACAUGCAUUGAAUAAUCAUGUUAUUAUUGCUCUUCUCAUCGUUGGACUAUUCUCUUUACUUCUUGACGUUCCAAACUAUCUUAACUUUAUUCGACUAGGAUAUGUUUGGCCUCAAUUAACAAUCAUAUGUUAUUUAUGGUGUUUUGUGGAUUUGUCUUGUUUCAAUUUACUUGGUUUUCUCAUGGCUUGGGCUACAAUUGAACGACAUAUUCUGGUCUUUCAUAAUAAUUGGAUAAAUACUCUGAAAAAACGUUUUCUUCUUCAUUAUUUACCAUUAACAAUAAUCAUUCUAUAUAGUCUUAGUUUUUAUACGAUUGUCAUUUUUUUUUCAUCAUGUGAGAAUGAAUUCGAUUACACACAAGAUUGGUGUGCUUAUCCAUGUUAUUCUAGUCAGAAAAAUAUCAUGAUAUAUGAUAAUUUUUUCAAUUUUGUUUUACCAACUCCUCUGAUUGUUAUCGUCAAUAGUUUGUUAAUUAUUCGUAUUGUCAAACAAAAACAACGUCUUCAUCAACAUAUGAAAUGGAGUAAAUAUCGGAAAAUGAUUUUACAAAUAAUGUCAUGUUCAACCAUUUUUCUUCUAUUCAAUCUUCCUAUGUUGUUACUUCUUGUCGCUCAUGCUUGUGGUUUACCAUAUGAAGCAACUGGUCAAGUUGAACUCUUUUUUUAUUUUCUAGCUUAUUUCAUCAAUAUUUCUAUGCCUUUCGUAUGUCUUGGAUCGUUGCCGGAGAUCUGGAUAAAAAUACGCCGAAAAAUAAAGCAUUUCACUAACAGAGUAACUCCAGAAAAUAUCACAUUGCGUCCAAGUACAAUGAAACAACUUACAUUCGAACGAUGA